This is a messenger RNA of Dermacentor andersoni, 8962 nucleotides long. RefSeq lists its product as uncharacterized. The record is from RefSeq and is a predicted model, not a curated record. Gene Ontology annotation, molecular function: RNA-directed RNA polymerase activity. NCBI's taxonomy places the organism in Eukaryota, Metazoa, Arthropoda, Arachnida, Ixodida, Ixodidae. Gene Ontology annotation, cellular component: nuclear RNA-directed RNA polymerase complex. Gene Ontology annotation, biological process: siRNA processing.
CAGAAUCGAGAAUAUUCGCGCGAACGCGACGGGCGGUGAGCCGUCGGAACCGUCCCCGGCCGCCGUUGGAGCGGUUCGCUGUUGUCGUGGUCCUCGUAGCCCAUAGCCUCAUGAAUCAGUGGACGCAGACGACAUCAUUGGAGACGUGGUAAUCUCGCUAUGCGUCCUGGACACGAGGUUGUGAUGUCUGAUGGGCCAUGCCAACUGUCUGUGACCUGCCUUAGCAGGGGCCUCAAUCCCACCACUCCCUUGCUUCGGCGCCUAUUUGACCUGCCUGCGACGGUCCGCAAAGCUGACAUCUUAGGCUCGAUUGACAAUGAUUUAUACUAUGAGGAUGCCACAUCCAUUUACCACGUGGAGGUCACACCUUCGAGAAGUGUUGCUUCCACGCUUGAAGACAUUGUAAACCGCUGGAAAGACACCAAAGAGAUCAAGCUCUUGUGUGGUGCGGUUCCUGGGUGGUGGCUGUCAUGGCCCCAGCUAGUUGACUCAACCACGAACGAACAUGACGACCUGAAAUUUGCAAACUUCUCUCUCGGCUCUUUUGUGGGCAUGGGAACGUAUGUUGAACACUACUGUUCAUCUCCGAGGGAGCCUCAGGAACCAGCAAAGCCAAGGACCAAGCUAGCUGACCGGCAUCCAGCAUCUUCCAACAAGAAACAGCGGUAUCGCAUAACACAGUGCAUGGCCCACUUUGCUCACUAUCGCCAAAGGCUGUACAUCUACUUUGUUGAUGUCAAGGAGCCACUGGUCAAACAGGAGCAGAAUGGUGAGACACACGCCCGCCACCGCUUCGUCAUUGAGUACUCUUCCGUGAGGCACGUAGUUGUGUCCAAGAACCACGAUGGCGGAAGCAACGACUUGGUGGUGUACUUGCACCUUGUCCACCCACCCCUUCUCUACAGGGUUCACGAGACCCACCACCCAGAAAACCAGGACCAUGACGAUGAAUGCGACCCGCGCAAGCCAAAAUAUGUGGAGCAGCACAGCAUUGAUGAACGAACGAGGUGGGUCCGUGCGGUGGACUUUGGCAAGCACAAGACAAAGUGUGACAGUAGGACAUUGGGCGUCUGUCGUGUCAUGGCUCUCUCAUUUUCAUCAGCAUGUCAGCGCAUCCAAGAAGCGCUCUCCUGCCUGGCUACACUGAGCACAACAACGAGUCUAUACUAUGGUGCAGUAGAGCUGAAGGCGAGGCACAGCAAGGGGAUUGGCGAAGCAGACAAGGAGCUACGUGUGGAGGACCUGUCGUUUGGCUGCGGAUUUGCUCUGGCCGCCGUUUGGAGGUCGUCAGCUCAGGUGGCCGAUGAGUUGCUGAUUAGUGGGGCCAAGACGCAGGCUGCAGAAGCAUUGAAACGGAUGGACUUCGAGGAUCCUGCAGCUCUGGAAGAGGCGCUGUAUGCGCUGCAGCAGUCGCUUGACAACGGCCGCUUUGUCUCUUUCCAGGUGGGCCUUGAGGCACUGUAUGGGCGGUACAGUUUGAUGCACCAGCGGUCUGGCAAACUGACAGGUGGUGUACUGGGGCAGGAGCUCCCAGAGCAUGUAUGCCUGGUGCGGCGAGCGGUGCUGACGCCCACGCGCCUUCUGCCGUUGCCUCCGCAACCUAUCAGCACCAGUCGAAUCCUCCAGCACUUUGAGCCUGAGCACGCGCUUCGCUUGCUGAUACGUGAUGAGGAUGGCACCAAGAUGUCGUUCUCACUGGGCAUCCAGCGUGCACAUUUUCUGUUCACCUACACACGGCCCAGGCUGCUCGACGGCUUCACUAUCGCCGGCCGCCAGUACAUGUUCUUGGCAUCAUCCACAAGUCAGCUGCGCAGCCAUGGUGCAUGGUUCUACUCAGUUGAUUCGAAAGGCCGUUCAGCAGACGACGUGAGGAGUGCGCUGGGUGACCUGUCCCAUCUACGAUUGCCUUCCAAGUACAUGGCGCGGUUGGGGCUAGCAUUCUCCCAGUCGCUGGGCAGGAUCCACGUCCCCCGUGAAUGCACCGAUGUUGUGCCGGAUAUCGAACUUAAAGGGCCGCGCAAGAAUCUGCACUACGUCUUCUCGGAUGGUGUCGGACGCAUUUCUACGGCUCUUCUCGCCAGGGUCCACAAAGCUCUUCCACAAGAGGGCCAGCCAAGCGCCAUCCAGAUUCGGUACGGUGGUUGCAAAGGAAUGCUGGUCGAAGACCCAACGCUGGAAGGCGAGUGUAUCAUCUUCCGGAAGAGCAUGUACAAGCACCCAUCUGACAGCGAGGACCUCUUUAUUCUCAAGACCAGCAGGCCGCGUUCCGUGAAGCUCAACCGCCCCAUGAUCACUAUACUGAGCCAGAAGAGGACGCGUGGUAAUGUUCGCAGCAUUGAGGACUCUGUCUUUCUCGGGAUGCAGCAGGACUGUCUGUCCCCCUACAUGGACAGCCUCUUUGAGGACUCUGCAGCUGCAAACCUGCUGCACGCAGAGUGCGCGCUGCGGCUGCCCUACAAGGACCUUGCCAAAGUGGGGCUGGAUCUGCAUGCUGAGCCCUUCUUCCGUUCCCUGCUCUGGACCUUGCACCAGCGGUGUCUCCAGCAGCUUCGAGAGAAGGCGAGCAUUGCGGUGCCUCCUGAAUAUGGCCGCACCAUGUUCGGUGUCAUGGAUGAGACCGGCACCUUGCAGUACGGCCAAGUGUUUGUCCAGUACUCUCGGGACCUGGCACACUAUAUGCCUGAGGAUGAGUACGUUGUGCUUAAAGGCAGUGUGGUAGUGACCAAAAACCCUUGCGUCCAUGCCGGCGAUAUCCGGAAGCUGGAGGCCGUAGAUGUGCCUGCAUUGCACCACAUUCGUGACUGCAUAGUCUUUCCUUCCCUUGGCAAACGGCCCCAUCCCAACGAGAUGGCUGGGUCUGACCUGGAUGGAGACGAGUACUCUGUCAUCUGGUACCCACCACUCAUUUUCCACAGGAACGAUGACCCAAUGGACUUUUAUGAUGAUGAAGCUGUGGAGAGUGAAGGUCCUGUUCAGGUGGAACACAUGGUUGAUUUUGUGUGCAAGUACAUCCUGCACGACGUUGUAGGUCUUAUCAGCAAUGCGCACCUUGCCUGGGCAGACUGGCUGCGUGAAGGCGUGAAGUCAAACAUGUGCAAAAAGCUCGCCCAUAAAGUGUCACGUGCCGUUGACUUUGCCAAACUGGGGCGGCCCGAGAGCCUCUCAUUGAGUGAGAAGCCGGCUGCUUAUCCGGAUUUCAUGCAGAAGCACAGUGAGAAGGACACAUACCUCUCCCGGAGUGUGCUCGGCAAACUUUACCGCAAGCUGGGCGGAAUGGUUCUGGACAGCGUGGGACCCGUGGCUGAUGUGAAGCCCGACUGUCGGCUAAUCAUUGAGGGUCACGAGGAGCACAUGGAAGUGGCAAGGCAGGCUCUGGCAAAGUACCGGCUGCGGAUUCGAUCACUUCUGGCUACGUAUGGCAUCACAUCAGAGAUCGAGGCACUCUCUGGCGCUGUGAUGACCAUGGAUCCCCGCAUCUCUGAGAAGCACGACCACACAGACGUGGCCGUGGUUGUGGAAACCCAGGUGAAGCACAUUAUGGCGCGCACCCGUGUGGACUUCUACGAUGGCCUCGGCAGUGACUACAAAGAGGCAAAGCGUCGUGCAUCAGCCUGGUACCGUUGCGCCUACGAACAAGGUGCGCAAGCUGAAGGCUUUGCCUGGUGUGUAGCGGAGGAGCUUUUAAACAUUCUGCAGUACGCAGCUCCGACCAACGGACCUGCACGGGGAAGCAUACGAGAUCGUGUGACCCAUGCACUGAUUCCACGGCGCGACCAGGUGGAUAUUCCAUUCCAGACUGCUCUUUUGAACAAUGCCCUGAAGCUUCUGAUACGUUGGCUCAAGAGCAACAAGGAAAUCCUUUGGGACACCGACAAUGCAGCUGCACCACCCUACGUGAAACACGUGACUCGCGUGCUGCAGAAAACACUGGAGCAGCUUGAAAAGAACUUCGGCCUCGCACGAGUUCAAAAGCAGCCCAGCGUAGUGCUUGUAAAUGUCCUGAAAAACUUGGUACUCUGUGCACAGCCUAAAAGUGGCAAGCCUGAGUGUGCUUUGGCCGACCUGGCUGAGCGGACACUCCACCGGCUUCUCUAUCCUGGCAAGGUGAAAGACGAUCUUCCUUUAGAGUCCGUGACACCCGUGGGGCCGACACAGACGCAGGUUGUGCUUCUGCCGAUGCGGGAUGACAACGACUUCUUUCUGGCGAUUGUGCGGCAGGAAAAGCGGUUCCAGGGCCUGUUGCUACACUGGAUGCAGCUUGAGAAGGUGAAAAUUAUGACCUGGCAGGAUGCCCGUCACGAUUGGUUCUUCAAGCUCAUGGUCACGGGAAGCCCUUGGGCCCUUGAUAGGCUUAAGCAAACCAUAAUCCAUGAAAGAUUCCAUGAGGAGCUGAAAAAGAUCCUCUCGGACCAAGAGGAUAUUGAUGAAGAGAAGCAGUGUUGAACUGUUGGUUAAUGAAUUUCUCGGCAGGACUGUGGUUUUUUCAGUGGAGGUGCAAUGAGUUGUGUAGAGCUUUUGAUAGGGUGGCAUGCAUAACUGGUAAAGGAGUGCAUUCAGUAUGGGAGAUGCAACUUCUUAUAUAAAAUUAAUAACUAAUGAGUUAUUCACGUGAGUAGCUCAAAAGAAACCUGUUGCACAAAGUGGAUAUCAAGAAGUAAAGCUGCAUUGAGCUGUUGAAUGUUGUAGUGAGGCCGUGGUUUGAUGCAGUUGGAGCAACAGUGAGUCUGUUUGUGUAGGUCUUUAGUGAUGUGGCGGGCAUCACUGGUGAAGGGGUGCAUUCGGUAUGGGAGCUACACGUUCUGUUCUAAAGUUCACAGUUUGCUGUUUUAAUGUUUAGUUCUAUAUGGUGGAGACAAGCAGGCGAAAAGGAAUGUCAAUUGCUUGGGCCUGUUUCGCUUUAUUGGGGGCCAUCUCUUAAAAACAGGCUGUGUACGGUGUUUACGCAAUUCUAGUGCAAUAAAUUUACAUUCUGUGAAGGCAAAUUCUGCAAGUUUCAUGUUGGCUGCAAAAAAAAAAGAAAGAAAAAAGAAAACCGAGAGGCACUCUACUUGUUAAGAAAUCUGCGCGUUAAAAUUUGGUAAAUACAGUAUUCUAGUUGCUGAAGUGUAAUUUUUCUAAUUAUUGUUAGUACCAGUUGGAGAAAGAACCCUAAAUAUUUGAAACCACACUGAGUAUACCAGGCGUUCUUGCAUAAAUUGUGCAUAAUUUUUUAAUUACCUUUAGCAGAUCACACAAUUCUGCUGCUUCAGCUGGAUUAUAGUCCAAGAGGUGGACAUUACUUGCAUGAGAAGUUGUAAUGCACAUUCAACUAAUUAAAAUUUCACUAAGCAAGGUAACCAGUUUGUUACUGAAACGUGCGAGUGGAGUUUGGAGGAAGAGGAGAACGAAGAUGGGCUGGCUCACGUGCGGCACUGUGAACGGCUUUUGCUGAGGGAUUGCAUUCAUCAUCUUGCAUAUAAAUGUGAUCCAUCGUCACAAUACAUUUUAUUUAGUCUAUUAUGCAUUUUGUUUGAUUUUGCAAAUUAUGUCUGCCUCUUGGAGAAGUCCAGUUCAGGAAUUAGAAUUGUGCGAUCUGCCACAAUAAAGAUUAAAAUAAACAAAAUUGUAUAGUCUGAAAAACAAAAACACCUGGUAGAAUACACCGUAAAUAUAUUUGCCCCAAUUUUCUUCUUUAACUCUUUUCUUACUGCCUAAAAUGUGCUCGAUUUCAGUGCUUUUAUGUUUUGGCAUUUUAUUUCAAGACAUGUUGGUCAUAACAUACAUUGUGGUACAUAAACUUUAGCCUAAUCGUUGCGGUUGUCAUGGAAGCAGAAAUUAUUGCUCUGAUUGUUUUUAAGGAUUCUUGUGUGAAAUUUUAAAAGCACCACUUUAAAAAGCAUAAAUGAAAAGAAUAACUUGAGUUUUACUGUCUUAAAUUAAUUUCUGUGUUAAAUUUAAUUCAGAGUUACUUGACCGAUCGGCCACCACUGUGUGUCAAUAAUAACUGUCCGCACUAGCAAAAAUUAGACAUGGCGUACCACGGGGUAGUAUACUUGGCCCACUAUUGUUUAACAUUUUUAUAAACGACAUCAUAUAAGUUGACAGUUCAGUCGAAUAUGUUGUUUAUGCAGAUGACACUAGUUUGUUCUUUUCUGGGAUGAAUGUUCAUAAUAUCAUAGCAUUGGCAAAUGACACACUAAGUGGACUGUACACUUGGACAGUAAAAAACUCUAUACAAAUAAACUGUUUCAAGACAAAAGCGGUUAUUUUCCGAGCCAAAUCUACAACAUGCCCUGUGCUCAAUUCCUUAUACCUAAAUAAUGUUAAAAUUGAAUUCUCAAGAAAUCAUUACAUUACAAUCAUAUUGCAGAAAGACGGCAAAUGUUGCAUUGCAGGUACACCAUAUGAUGCACAUAUGUCCGAUUUAUUUGGAAGAUUUCAAGAUUUUAAAAAUUGAAACUUCCUACGAAUACUAUCUCUUCACGACACUUAGAUCAGAACUUAUCCAUAACAGCCGCCACAUAUGUACAUUAGCAAACUUGACUCCAAAUCCCUCUGUGUGUUCAACAAGACACGCUGUUCACUGGCACACUCCACGGCCGCGUACAAACUAUGGAUCACGGCUACUACAGUAUUGUCUACCCAAUGUAGUAAAUAAAUUCAAACUGAAAGCUGACAGUUUACGUGCAAUGUCUAAAAAUUCACUUUUAGAUAUGCUGUCUUUGAGUGCUUUUUCUUUCUAAUGUAAUUAUGACAUCUUGAGUGUUUACAUGUUAUGGUUUCGAACUGUGAUAUCAAAUUUUGCGUACGACUCACUCUUAUACACAGCACGUUGCUGCCUUUGUGCCAAGGGGGUGGCGGGGCUAGUCAAGCUGCAGAUAUGCAGCUUUUACCCUGAUAUCCUCGCCAUAAAUGGUACAUUCUCUUGUGGUACAAUUGUACUGAUGCGGUGAAAUAAACCAAGUCCUAAAGCAAAAUCUCAAAGUACUCAGAGUAAAAAAUAAAGGCCUGAAAUAUGCAGAACAUGUGCCUUGCUCCUGGUUUUCCACUUCUCCAAGUUGGGCUAUGAGAGAAAAAAUUGCACCUUUGGGAGCAUGAAAAUUGGCCGUUGUAGUGCCCUUACUAUGCGCAAAAUGCCUGUGCCAGCUUUUGUGUCUUCACUACUGCUGUCAUUCGAAAAGUGUGUAGCCAAGCUAACCGAAGUACAGAUUUUGCAUUGUUUGAUUGGCAAAUUGCUAGAAGCACUGGAGGCGAGGUUCAACGAUGCAUCCCAAUCAAUAUUUUUUUUAGACUUCCUAAUGUGCCAUAAAUUGCCAUAUCGUGCAUAUCGCCAAUCCAUGGCAUUGCUUGUGGAACAGUUCCGAUGGCAAUGUCUAAUGUGUCUGAAAGCUGUUCAUAAAGGUUACAUAUUUUUUUUGUGGGGGGGGGGAAAGGGGGGGGGGGUCUGGUAAGGAAAGAGCUAACAUGUGCGGAGCUCAACCACCAAACUGACUGAGCUCUGUAGGAAAGCCAGCCUAUAUGUGCUGUGGGAGACCACAUGGGUUACUAGGUACAAUUCUGAGAACAGUACAAAUUAUUCUGGCCACAUUAUUCCGGUACUAGUGUUUAAUGACCUGUUCUGCGGAGCUAUUGCUGUCUGCACAGGUAAUUUCUGUAAGGAUGAUUUUGCAGUGGUGAAACACUCUACGUGUCUAAAGCUUUGUGUUGUGCACUUAUUUCUCACUGUAAGUCCAAGUUGUCUAAAGCCUUCUCUUGCAUUGUAGUUGUUCAAAUGUGGUGUAUAUUUCUUUUGGUGACAGUGUUCACUUUUCCUCUUGUGACACUAUGCUGCCUGAGAAACUGAAUAAGUCACACGAAUUUUGUGCGUUUUUCUAAGUCAUGGAUUCUUGGGACAUAUAUAUGCAAUAGGAAAAUCAUUAUGAAGCUUCAUAUGUUUAUCCAAUGUUGCUGCAAUGUACGUUUGAGUGCAUGCUUUUGCAUCUUGUGCAAGGCUCUUUUUUAAAAAACUGUGACAAACUUCACCACGGUUCAGAAAGAGAGUUUCCACUUGCGUAUGGUGUUCUCAUAUGUGCACUUUCGAUUUUUAACUCUUGCCAUUUUUUGUACAAUGUGACUGCCACUCUGUGCAUAGUCAUGAAAUAUAUCCAUGAAAAGUUUAGUGCAGCCUUUGUGGUUAUUUGCUUGCAUUCCCUGCUGCAAGAACCUCUUAUAGAGGCAAGGAAUUGUGGACUGGAAUCGUUCAUUGAGUCCAUUGAGUUCAAUAGGGCAUCUCUAGCAUGUGCACUUAAAAACACUGGCUGGGAGAGGUGUUACUUGAACAGCACAUUGGAGGUAUUGUGAAGUACCACCAAGCAUGGUUGUUGAAGGUAAAUGGCCACUUGAUACAAGGAGCAAGACCCUGUCGAGGCCUUCUAUGAUUAGAGCCAUAAUGUCGGCAGUCGUACUUCAUUUUUAAUUUGGUGAGCUAGGGAGCAUUCAGCCAUCACAUGUAUUGCCAAGCUGAACCAUGGCGUCAGUAUGUGCGUGUGAAUGAUUUCUCUUUAUAUUUGUUCUGACAAGAGGCAAGUCUCCACGAGUUGUACAAGAGGUCAUAUAAAAAAUAUUUUUCCACGUGGAAUGUAUGUGUUGGAUCCGUUAUCACCUUUUGGUGAAUUCGGAGCGCAAUGGCAUUGGAGGGCUUGAGUGCCUGAGCUGCGUAUAUGUAUAUUGAGUUGCAGUGUUAAAGUGUCAGGUGCAAGAUAAGCCGAAUGUGUUGAUUUGUCAGAUGAUAUAUUUUUUGUUGCUCACUGUGAACUUUUUGCUUUAUUGUUAUUUUCGCAGCCAUAUGAUUACUAUUUGUUUGCAAUGCUGUGUUCAUGUUGCUUCUGGCUACAAAGGGUGUAGCUACUUACUAUAUGGGAUUUUCUCUUAAUGUAAACCUUCCAAUGUCUCACAUUUCUUGUUGACUGAUGUAUGGCAUUGUCAUAAAGCAUGAUCAAGCCUU